UUCACACAAACCUUAUAACAGAGAUUCAGCGUGCUUUGUUUUAAAGGGGAUUUAGUAGAUCUAGCUUCCCUAUUUACAAUAGUUCCAUUAAAAGCUGCUGCCUGGUAUUCAGGUAAGAUUACUUUAACUGGUCAAAUCAUUUUCAUGGUGAGAUCAGGACAUUCCUCCCAAACAUAGCAAAGUGUACUAUAAUAACUUCUUUUGCAUUUGAUGGUUAUUGUAUUCAGCAAUGUAAUUUCUGAAGACUGCACUUAAUUGCACCAUUUCAAAAUUGGUACUAAUGUGCUAGAUGUACUGUUACAUUCAUAAUUUGCAUACAUGCAUCCUUGUAUUAACAAACCUAGCCUGCCAUUUAAUAUUAUAUUUAUCUUUGUGGUUCUAGCCCCUCUCUUGUGCAGAAAACUGCAGUCAAGGAAUUUACAGUUUUCCUGUCCAUUACGUUAAGAAAGACAAUGGUUUUGUUUUCAAAUAUUGACAUAGUAUUACUGAUAUUAAGUUCUCAAUUAGUACUUUACAAGAAAUUCAAUCUAUUUCUAAUGUUGUUUGACAUGCACAAACUGACAAGACAUGAUCUGGUGCACUUUUUAGGGCUGCUUGUAGGGACAGCAAUAUACUAGAUUGACCUUGGAAAAAGGAGGUGAUGAAUUUACAGCCCCGAAUUUCUAGUCCAAUACAGUUGUUUUAAGGAUAAGGGAAGCGUAUUCAAGAGUAAAUAUUAUAUAUAAAAGGAGAAAGGCACAAUCUUUAGAGUUCUGGCAUUAGCAUCUUUUCAAGUGUUUGUAUGCAGGUCUAAAUGAUCACAUUAAGCAAGUGUUUUGGGGCCACACUCCUCAAUUAAACAGUAAAAGGGCCUUGCUUAAGUCUCCAUGUACCAGGACAACACAAACAAGCCAAUUAGCAGGCAGUGACAGAUGACAAAGACUAAGGACACAGAUAAGUAAUAAGGUUAGUGUAAUUGUACAUCUUGUUUUGGCUGGGACAGUCCUUUUUCUAAGCCCUAUCCCCCCAUCUCAACUUUUUUUUAGCAAAAGAGGGCAUUUGCCACAUUUGCUUUUGGCAAGAGCAAGUGCCCACUUUUGUUGUUGUUUUUCUUUCAAGUGUGGUGUGGAGAAACAUAUGGAGGAUGGCGGGGUGUGAGUGGAGCUGUAUUAGGCAGGGGUUGAGUGACCAGUGACAGUCGAAUGAAGGAGGGGAGACAUCUGGCAAGCAUCUCGGCUCACCUCUGCACAAUGUCCUGUUUUCCAUUUGGGAAAUGUCACCUUAACCAAGCUGGAUUUUGAAAAAAAAGGGCCUUGAACACUCUCUCAGCUAAAAGUCCACUGCACCAUUUUGAAACUCCAACCAAUCAAGGAUCAGGAAAAAAAUCUCAGAAAAGGAGCAAUAGUGAAGUUACUAACAUGUGGAGUAAAGUCGAUGCAACAAAAAAAUUGACGUAGUUUAUAUUAAAAACUUGAGUUUUCCACAGUAUAAGUAAACUGAAUUUACACAGUUACCAGAAACUCACCUUACUGGGUUGAAAUUUCUUAGUAUAGCAGCCAGGUUUUGACCAUGGCUUUUCUAAGAUGAAAAGAAUAAAAUGCAAUCUAUGGCCUUGCCUUGGACUAAUUGACUGGACUUCCUGAGGAGAAGGUGCAGUAAAAGGGCACCUGUGUUCAUGUUUGACACAAAGCCAGAAACAGUGUUUAUGGAAAACUUGAGAGCAAAUAGGCAUCUAGCCAACAAAGUCUACGGCUGUGCAAUUUGGAAUAGUAAAGUGGCUAACCCCAAAGAACAGGAGUGGAAUUCUGGGACACAGCAAUGUGAUAAAUUGUUUAUGUACAGGAUUUUCUAAUAGAACAGCAAAUAACUUGACUAAGUUUCCACAAGAUAUAUAGACUUCAUUCUUUCCUAAGAGGAACAGGGUUAUUAACAGCAAUAUUACUGCCAAUAGUUAAUGGGGGCUAAUGGGAAGAAAUCGAUCCAAUACUAUAACUCUCUCUCCUUUCCUCUGCCCUUUUGUUUUCUCACAAGGCAAGUAAAUAAAUACUAUGGUAAUAUCUGGCAUUUGCUAUAGCUUUCAGAGAACCUCAAAAAACUUCUCAAAGAUCUGUAAUCUGCAGGCAUGUUUUAUAGCUAGGGAAAACUGGAUAACACCUAGCACAACAACAUUACUGGACUACAUGCAAACAUACAUAAUUAAGGCUACAAGUCUGUCACAGAUUAUAUGACUUUCCAAGACUUCGACAGUAACUAGUGCAGCUGACAGUCUGCUAAGCAGCUUGGGCAGCCCCUGAACCAGCCAAACUGGACACUGCUGGGGCAGUCUUGGGCUGCCAUUGUGCCUCCCCCUACCCCGAGCAGCAGCAGCAGAGAUCCCAGGCCAAACACCACCACUCAAUCCUCCCCUACAUAUCAUCAACAAAGUUUCAGGCUGUGCACUACUGCCUCUCCCGCCUCCCCCCAAAGCACCCACAGUGCCUCUGGGCUACAUACUGCCCCACCUUCUGCAUCCAUUGUGCCCCCAGAGCACCUACAACAUCCCUUCCCUCACAGCACCCAAGAUUUAGUGAGAGGUAUAUAGUACAAACCAUGGCCUGGACACAAAUCAUGUAUUUUUGUUUCCUACCUAUGAUCUGCCCAUGACUUACACUAACUACACCCAUGACUAAAACGUAGCCUUAAUAAUAAUCUAACUCGCAUAAUGACACACAGUAAAUCAGUGAUAUAUUCUGACAAAAAGUUCAGUUUGACAGAUUAUAGUUCUAAACACUAAGUAAUGCCACCUCCCCAGAUUCCCAGUCUUAGACCCUCUUUCUACCUCCAGUUUCCUUCCAAGCCCUACUAUUCAAGCACCUUCAGGUGCAGUUUGACUACUUUUCCUAGAAAGGCUGCUGGAUUUCUUUCCAAGUCCUCUGUAUUUUUAACUAAAUUCACUAACAUUUGCUGGCACUGAAAUUAAUCGCUCAGAGCAAAAGGAGAAAUAAAAAAACAAAGGAAUGCAGCAGGACUAAUUUCAAUGUAUGUCCUAUUGAAAGCGUUAAUCUUAAGCAUGAGCUAGCUUUCCAAAGCACUCUAUGAGGAUUUGUUCAGAAACACAUGACGAGAACUAUAAGCUUUCUACAAUACAAAAUAUGGCUUCUUAUGAUUAAAAAAAGUUUAUUAAAGUGGAUAACAGCAAAGGUUCUCUGUAGUGGAAGUGCAACCCCACUACAAUAUGUAAGGAGAGUCAAGGACAAAAUGCUGUCCUACACACUGGCAUGAAUGGAGGGUGUCCCCUUGUGCUAGAUUACUUUGACUGAUCCUGGAGGUCAUAAUAUGCCUAUCAGAGUUUAUGGUGCUCUGCCUGAACAUGCAUUAAAAUGUUCUCCUCUAAUGAAACAAAGAAUUAAUGUUCUGUAUUUUUUGUUUUUUUAAAAAGGAAAAACCAUCAGGGGGAGAUUUCAUUUCCUAAGUAGGAAAGUCUACAUUAAUAAUUUUCCCAGCAGGCCUUCAGUAGUUUUACUGAAAACAAUCACAGCCUUUGUUUCUCAGAUCCUCUUACGUCUGACGCUUGCUCAAAGUCUUCACAUCAGCAGCUAACUCAGAAAAAAAAUGGAACACUGAACUGCAUUACAAAGGUAUCCUCACAGUUCAUUAUAAUGGUGUUCGGAACUGGACACUACAGGCAUAUUUUCAGCUAAAAAUAUUUCAUUAGACAGCUGUUCUACUCAACACUAAAACUGAGGGACACAAAAAUCUGAGUGCAUGAGUAGCGCAUUAUAUUAUCCAGAUUCAGUUUCACCACAUCUUCAAACUGCAGCAACUUCCUCUAAUCAACUUUGUUUCAUCACAGGUUUAAAGAAAAUCCCAUGAGUAAUUCAAUACUUUUACAAAGGAGCAGUACGGAGAUGGAACAGGAAGGGCAGGAUCUGGAUCUUCUGACUAGUAUUAGACUACAAAUCAUCUACAGUCUCCAGUGACUGUGACUAGGCUGCAACAAUAUUCACUGUUAGAUGUAGCCCAUUCCAUCUGCUAACAAGACUCAGGUGUAAAAGACCCAGUGAAAGAAGGAAACAUUGAAAGGGUACAUUAGGCACCAGGAUUCCCAAACUCCACACAAAUAUAUCCUACUUGACUUUUGUUCGGAAAAAAGCAUUAGAGAAUAUUUCACAUUUUAAAGCGACUAUAGGAGGAAAAAGUUCUAAGGAAUUUUGUCCCUUUGAACUUCCAAGUAAAACCUUAAAUAAGAUUAUGCAAACCUACAGACCAAUCCCGAUUAGUGAGGGGGAAGGGGGAGGAAGGGAAAAGCACCUCUCCUCCAAAUAAGUUCUUGAGGAUUUCUCCUCUGCUGCUAGGGUUUGUGUUGGAUAAAGAAAGCCCUUCUAAUAAACCAGCAUUCUUUUCCACCUGAUCAGAGCUAAUUGGCCCCCCUGCAGAUAAUAUGACCAAUCACAUCAGCUUCAGAUGAAAACCAAACCCCUUAUAUUAUAAACAGAGGAAUGAGAGACAUGUAAACCCAUUUCAAAGAAGAGAUCCCUACAACCGUGGAAAGUUUCUUGCUUGUGCUAGGACCAGAACAUAAGAUUAUUGAAGUCUACUGUUGGGACCCAAAGCCUCUCCCCCUUUCCCCUGCAAACAGAUUAAAGCUUCAAAGACAUUGUUUUCUGAAGAUGAGAACAGAUAUGAUAGAUAGCAACAAUACCAAAUCUAGUGUGCCCCUCCUGGAUCAAAGUCACUUGAGGAUAGUCACCAAAGAUGGACAUAGCACACUACAGAUGGAUGGGACCCAAGGGAAAAGUAUGGCAUAUCUACGAGAUGCUUGGGGAAUACUAAUGGACAUGCGCUGGCGAUGGAUGAUGCUCGUCUUUUCUGCUUCUUUUGUCCUGCACUGGCUAGUCUUUGCAGUGCUCUGGUACCUCCUCGCUGAAAUGAAUGGGGACUUGGAGUUGGAUCAUGAUGCCCCACCGGAAAACCACACCAUUUGUGUUAAGUACAUCACCAGCUUUACAGCUGCUUUCUCCUUCUCCCUUGAGACACAGCUCACUAUUGGUUAUGGCACCAUGUUCCCAAGUGGGGAUUGUCCAAGUGCUAUCGCCUUACUUGCUAUACAGAUGGUCCUGGGGCUCAUGUUGGAGGCCUUCAUCACAGGUGCUUUUGUGGCAAAGAUUGCCCGUCCAAAGAAUCGAGCAUUUUCCAUCCGCUUUACUCAUUCUGCAGUAGUGGCACACACUGAGGGCAAGCCAUACCUUAUGUUCCAGGUGGCUAACACUCGUCCCAGCCCGCUCACCAGUGUUCGGGUUUCAGCUAUCAUUUACCAAGAACAGGAGAAUGGUCAGCUACAUCAAACUAGUGUGGAUUUCCACCUGGACAGUAUCACUUUUGAGGAGUGUCCAUUCUUCGUGUUUCCACUGACUUACUACCACUCCAUUACCCCAUCCAGUCCUCUAGCUGUUGUCCUCCACGGGGACAUCCCUCGCCAUUUUGAGCUAGUAGUCUCUCUCUCAGCGAUGCAGGAGGGCACAGGGGAAACGUGUCAGAGGAGGACGUCCUACCUCCCAUCGGAGAUCAUUCUACACCAUCGCUUUGCCUCUAUGCUGGCCCGAGGUGCCAAAGGGGAAUAUCAGAUCAAGAUGGAGAAUUUUGAUAAAACUAUUCCAGAGCUCCCAGCUGCAGCAGACUCUAAGAGUCCAAAGAGGACUGAUAUGAAGAUCCGCAUCAAUGGACAGCACACUGACAGCUUCCAGAUUUCUGAGACUGGUCUGACAGAAUAG
Molecule: messenger RNA, 5729 nt
Organism: Pelodiscus sinensis (Chinese soft-shelled turtle)
Lineage: Eukaryota; Metazoa; Chordata; Testudines; Trionychidae
Source: RefSeq, a predicted model, not a curated record